This is a messenger RNA of Anopheles funestus (African malaria mosquito), 4334 nucleotides long. It is a transcript of the gene sotv, whose product is annotated as exostosin-2. The transcript has 2 exons. The record is from RefSeq and is a predicted model, not a curated record. Gene Ontology annotation, cellular component: membrane. Gene Ontology annotation, molecular function: glycosyltransferase activity. NCBI's taxonomy places the organism in Eukaryota, Metazoa, Arthropoda, Insecta, Diptera, Culicidae. Bases 521 to 2764 code for a protein of 747 amino acids.
UUAAUUGCUUCACUGUUUUGCGAAUGUUUUGCAGCCACUGUACCUGUGUUCACAUGGCGCCUAUGUAGGGCUAGGUGAAGUGUGACAUAACAAUACGCACACACCUGAUGGCGUCAGGUAAUGUAGACGCCGCAAGGAUUAAGUGUCAAAACGAGUGGUUUGGAUUAUUGUGUAAAGUACACACAACAAACGAUAGGGUAAGAAAAAAAAACAAAUGCUACGAAACGUAAGGAUAUUCAAAAAGCAUCAUGACUAAUUAAGUGUAAGCAGCAACAGACUGCGUCUUUCGGGCGUUGUGUUGCUGUACGGGAAGCUGGCAAUCGACCGCUCGCCCAACUCCCCCGUGCAAGCGUUAGCCACCGUCACGGACACGGAAGUCAAUGACGGUGUAGCUAAAUGCUGAUGCAGAGUAAUUAUCAACGUUAGCAUUCUUCCCACGUUUCCACCAUGAGGAAACGGGCCAACUCGUAACAAGAAGAAACGUGCAUGCUUGUAUCCGUAAACGUACCACCGUGCAAAUAUGACGUUCCCGUCGAAAUACAGCUUCAUCAAGCCACAGACGCUGCUGCUGUUGCCCGCACCAAAGAAACAACCUGUCGUCAGAUAUCCGUACGUGGUGGCGGGCGGUGUUGGAGUGUUGCUGUUGAUACUCAUAUGGGUUGCUGGUCUUCGUGGCGGUGGCGAAACGGUCGGCGAGAGGCUAUCCCUCGAUCUGGCCGACAUCCCGCAGGUGGUGCUGGAUAAGGAGGCGGAACUGGCACGGGCCCGCAACCGGAACUGUUCCUACUGGGACUGCUUCAAUGUGUAUCGGUGUGGGCAGCGCGCUCCCACACUGGACAAUGACGAUACGGACGGGGAGCGAAUAUCGAUCUACGUAUACCCGCUGAAGGAGUAUCUCGAUGCGGACAGCAAGCGACCGGCCGGCCAACUAUCGCGCGAGUUCUAUCGUAUUGUGCAGACGAUCGUAAACAGCCCGUACUAUACGGCAAAUCCAAACGAAGCGUGCCUGUUCCUACCGACGCUGGACACGCUUAAUCAGAACCGUAUCGAUACGACCCUGGUCGGAAAGGCACUCGCCUCGUUACCGCACUGGGAAAACGGGGAGAACCAUCUGAUAUUCAACUUCAUCCCUGGUAACAAACCCGACUACAGUACGGUGCUGGAUGUAAACACGGAUCGGGCAAUUAUUGUUGGGGCCGGUUUCGAUAGCUGGACGUUUCGUACCGAUUUCGACGUAUCCGUACCGGUGUACAGUGCCGCACUGGAGCACUACCGUUGGUCCGAACCACCGGCCGACCGUUCCGUACUGCUGGUAGCCGCCCAGCUCAAUAUCUAUCCGCGCCAGUUUCGCAUCCUGCAGGAGCUAACGUACGAUUACCCGAACGAAUUAUUGCUUCUGCAGCGCUGUCCAACCGCAACGGCAAAGGUGGACGAGUUGCUGGACUUUACGCAAACCGGCGACGAACCACACCAUCCACCAGCCGGUACCAUGCAGGACAUACGGUGUAACUUCCCGCACGGUAACGAACAUGACUAUCCGGCCGUACUUGCGACCGGCACGUUUUGUCUGGUGGCGCGCGGUGUACGGCUCGGGCAACCAAUACUGCUCGAAGCGAUGGCGGCCGGCUGCAUACCGGUGGUGAUGGCGGACAACUACGUACUGCCGUUUGCUGAUCUGCUCGACUGGGAGCUGCUUGCCGUUCGGUUGCACGAAACCAACCUGCACACGAUCGUACCGGUGCUGCGUGCCAUCUCGGCGGAACGUAUCGCGGAAAUGCAGUCACAGAUACGCGCGGUUUAUCAACGAUACUUUGCGACACUCGACCGGAUCGUGCUGACCGUGCUGGAGCAGCUGAAUGAUCGUAUCUUUCCGCACCGUAGCCGUUCGUACCUGCACUGGAACGUUGGGCCGGAGGCACGGGUUACGCAAAACCCGCUCUUUUUGCCACUGAUCGCACCGAAAGCGCAAGGCUUCACUGCCGUCAUACUGACGUACGAUCGGCUGGAGAGUCUAUACAUACUGAUCCAGAAGCUGGCAACCGUACCGUCGCUGCAGAAGAUGCUUGUGGUGUGGAAUAACCAGCGCAAGGCACCGCCCCAUCCGUCGCUGUUUCCCAAGAUUGGCAAACCGCUCAAGAUCAUACAGACGGCCGCGAAUCGUCUGUCGAACCGGUUUUACCCGUACGAGGAAAUUGAAACAGAAGCAAUCCUAACGAUCGAUGACGAUAUCGUUAUGUUGACGGCGGAUGAACUCGAUUUCGGUUACGAGGUGUGGCGCGAAUACCCAGACCGUAUCGUUGGCUUCCCAAGCCGUACGCACGUUUGGGAUAACACAACCGGCCGGUGGCGGUACGAGUCCGAAUGGACGAAUCAAAUCUCGAUGGUACUAACCGGUGCCGCAUUUCACCAUAAGUACUGGAGCUAUCUCUAUACGCACGCGAUGCCGGGCAACAUUAAGGAGUGGGUCGACGAGCACAUGAACUGUGAGGAUAUUGCGAUGAACUUUCUGGUGAGCAAUAUUACCAACAAGCCCCCGAUAAAGGUGGCACCGCGCAAAAAGUUUAAAUGCCCGGAAUGUACCAACAACGAGAUGCUGUCCGCCGAUCUGAACCACAUGACCGAACGGUCCGCCUGUAUCAAUCGGUUUGCAGAAAUUUACGGCACGAUGCCACUGCGGACGGUCGAGUUCCGAGCCGAUCCGGUACUGUUUAAGGAUAAUUUCCCCGAAAAGCUGAAGCGCUUCAACGACAUCGGCAGCUUGUAGGGUGUGUUUAUUUGCAAUACGAAAAGACACAGCAUAGUCAUUCUACCUGGAACGCCAUAUUGAUCGUAGUAUUUAGAAGCAAGGGAUUAUGGGGAGGGAUUUACUUUUAAACGAUUGUUGUGCUAUUUUUGUUUUGUGUGUUGUAUGUACAUUGUACACGUGUGGCCAUUUAUCUGACGGAUGUCUGGUGGCCGGUUUUAAUCAAGCAUGUUUUGUACAGUUAUGAUGCUUCUCGAUGCGCAUAUAACACAUUAGGAUAAGCGUGGACAUUAUGCUAUUAGGUUUUAAGGGCUAGUUUUAUAACGUUUCGGUCCUCACAUAUACACGAUCGAACCAUCCGACGAGGGUGUGUGUUCACCUCACACCUGAUAAUAAGUUAUAGCCGAACCGGAGAUAGGGUACAAAUAUGAUUCCACAGCGAAAAGGUAUACUAUAUUAAUUGUAAACGAGAUUAAUCUUGUGCGCGUAGUACUCAGCCAAAUAGUUCUCACAGUCAAUGCCCUGAUCUACGCAAGUAAGAAAAACAAAAUGGCAGCAUGAUCCAACAAAGAAACAAAUCCCACGACUGGCGGUGUAGCUGUAAAGCGCCAUCACUCACCAAUUGCUCCAGCAGAACUAUCCGGUCGGAGUGGAACGGUUCGCAAUUACAUAUCAAGAGAAACCUCUUACCGUUUGGUAGGUUCUUGUGCGUGCCGCGUACAAAAUUUGCCAUAUUUUUGUUUCGUUUUGUUAAGUACGUCCAGUGCAACACAGGUUUACACAGCGACCGAUUGCAGUAGCGGAUCCCAUCGUGAUCCGUACACAAGACGGUCGGGAUGUACAACCAAAAACCCCGGCUUUCAGUUGUAGGAACUAAAUGGGAUCGUCUGCGGCGUUCCUGAACUUGGGUGAGUUUAUUGAUCACAUCUGUACCAAGGGAGAGAAACGAUUGUACGAGCGGCUGAAGUUAAUGCUACCAAGGACCUACUGACGGCAGAGUUUCUUUUUUAUCUCACCAAAAAUCGAUCGAAAUCACGAGCCUGUUAUAGAACGUACACGGAGAAACCGUGAUCAGCUGCAAUUAAAUUCACAGCAAACGAAUUCCAAACGAAAACCUAACCACAGAUCAUUAGAACGAUAGCUUUAUGGGUCUACCCAUCUACGAUCAAAUUAUAAUAACAUACGUACAGUUGCUCAUACGACAGUGAUUACAUUUACGAUACCUUACGACAGAAUAAUGCGCGGUAGAAACACGCAUUGUGCAAUGAAUGUUCUAGUGGAAGACGCUAAUAUAUCACUCUAUAUUCAAGUGUUUCAAAUCAUUCUCAAUAUGUUAGUUAUAUUUAUUGUUUGUUUUCUAUUAAUUGUUUCACUAAUGGUGUUUGUAUUUUAUAUCUGCAACAGCUACAGUCAUCCAAUUUUAAUCCGUUCCAUUCGUUGUACAGGAGGUUCUUUUCCAUACGAGUUAUAUGAAAAGUGAAAUAAUACGUUCCACGCCAACAUAAUGCUCAUUCAAAGUUGCGCAUAAUUUGUUUAUCAAUCUGGUAUAAUAAAAAAAUGUGUUAAAAUAUAAUACUUUCCUUAAUUCUUA